Molecule: messenger RNA, 2373 nt
Organism: Ceraceosorus guamensis
Lineage: Eukaryota; Fungi; Basidiomycota; Exobasidiomycetes; Ceraceosorales; Ceraceosoraceae
Exons: 2
Coding region: 287-1975 (562 amino acids)
Cellular component (GO): nucleus
Source: RefSeq, a predicted model, not a curated record
UCAAUCUGCAUUUAACGCGAUUCCUUCCCGUUUCGCAACCCAAAAUAAAGUCGCAACCGCACUUGUGACUUCUUCAAAAGCAGCCUUCCUCUCGGCGACUGCGCUCUUCGAGUAAUCCAAAAAGCGCGUUCGACUUUCUUGUCAACGUGCAACGUCGCCUUGUCGACGCAAAAGCCACAAACAGUCAUCGCCACUGUCUGGCCCGAAAAUACGAAUCACCUAUCUGAGGUGAAUUGACACAACACCCCCUAUCGUCAAUCACAUCACCUCAUUCUCACCGCCCACAAUGCCUGCACCCAUCGCUAUUUCCCAGACUCAAUCUCAUCUGGACUCAUUUGGCGCUCCACGGUCAAGCGAUAUGACAUCCGGUGUGAGUGCUAGCAACGUACCCUACCCGACACCUGGUAGCGCCUCCUACCGCGAAGCAAUGGCCCUUUCAUUUGGCAAGGAUGUGGCAGACGUCAUGGAUUACUCGAUCGCAAGUUUUUCAACCUCUACCGACUCCACAGCCUCGGACGCCACUGCGCUGCCUUCCACCUCCGUUUCGCGCAAGCUCGACACCACAUUUUGCCGCAACUUCACCUGCUGUGGCAAGGCUCUCGAUGACCUGCACGACCUGCUGCAGCACUACGAAGAGCGACAUGUCCGCUGCCAAGACGACGACUUGCCAUCCAUGACGUCCGACGAUGAUUACUCCUCCCAAUCCUCUGCUUCGCAACCGCCCAGCCCUCGCUCUAGCUGCCACCACGAUGCUGACGACACCUCCGCAUUCGACAUAGCCGUCAUGCGAUCGCCCUUCCAAGCAAAAGGCAAAAAGCGCAGCUUCGGUCAAUACAGCAGCUCACACAACCCCACCCAUCAAUCUCUGCGACGUGCAUUGAUCGAUGGCGGCAUCGGCAGACGUCAGCCUCAGAUCUACACUGCCAACUCGCCUUUUUCCACGCCGGACAGCUCCGUGCCUGGCACUCCAAUCGGCGAAAGCGAGGCAGAUGCUGCCUUCGUUGGUGGCAUGACUCCUUCCUUCUCUUCAAUGUCCAUCCGCAACGGCUUCCACGACGACCACAACCUGCCAAGCUGUGCCCCACCCAACCUGUUCUUCCCUUCGGGCGGUUCAGCUUCCCAGUCUGGCCACGUGCAACCUCCCAUGAAGCGCGAGCGCGUCGACUCGAUGGGCGGAUCCAUCUCCUCCUCAACUGCUCGUGUCAUGGCUGAUGCCAUGUCCGAGGGCGAGCUCAAUGGCGCAGGCGGGGUCUUCGUCGAGAAGCCCUUCAAAUGCCAGAUGCCUGGCUGCGACAAGGCCUACAAGCAAGCGAACGGCUUGAAGUACCACCGACUUCACGGGACCUGCAACCAAAACUUGCUUCCGUUGAACCAGCAAAGCAUCAAUGGCAGUCAUCCAAACAGCAGGGCUUCUACUCCAUCUGCUCGCACUGCCAUGAACCCUGACGGCACAUUGUGCGAUGGGUCUACGCCACCCAGUCCAAGCUCAGCUGCUGCUAUGGAGAUCGCCGCCAGCAGAAUGGAGAAGCGUUACGUCUGCCAGGUUGGUGCGUGCGGCAAGCACUUCGGCUCCAUCUCAGGGUUGAAGUACCACUACACCCACUCUGGUUCCCACGGUCUACUCGGCAUGGCAUUGUUGUCUGCGAACGGCGGAGGGGCUAGCGCCAGAAUUGAAACGUCAACCGGACGACCACUAGUCAACACCAGCACCUUGACCAGCGAGCAGCUCGCCGCUGCAGCUCAAGCGGCGCUAGCUGCGCAGACAGCGCAACAGAAUGCUGCGCAAGCUAAGGCUAUGGCGACACCGCAAACCAGCCCAACGGCGUCGCCUGCUCCCAUCAUAUCCACCUCGCCCAAGACUUCGCCAGCUCAAGCAUCACCGACUUUGGCAUCUGCGACCAGCGUACUGGCAAGUUCAUCGCCUGCUACGAUGGCAUCAACGCUCGCACCGGCGCCUUCCACAGAGACUGUUUGAUUGCCAAUCUUUGAGACAGUCUUUCCAGCUACUCUACGUGUGCCAUCGUCGCUCCACUGUACAAAUAUGUUCUUGCCUUGCCAGAUGUUACCGGUCAUUGCUCUACAGCGAGUCACAUCCCCACGCCAGGUAGCUGCCCAGCCGGUACUGCUCUUUUCGAAACCCAUAGACGCUUCGGAUACCUCUUGUACGGCACUGUCAGCCCAUUGUAUACUGGUGCCGAUCACCACGGCUCCGAAGUCACCCAUUCUUCCAAUGUCUUUUUCGCGACUUGAUUUGUCUCCACAUCAUACAUUAUCCACCACUUCUAACGCCCAGAACAUGCACGUUCAGCCCGCCUUCUCCCCUCACCACCUUUUUGGCAUGAGGUCGUCUUGGACGGCUCUAUGUUCCAAUGC